GGCGCUAUCAUGGCGGGUUUGCUGAAGAAGACCACUGGCCUUGUGGGAUUGGCUGUAGGUGACACUCCGCAUGAGAGGCUAAGAAUAUUGUACACAAAGAUUCUUGAUGUUCUUGAGCAAAUCCCUAAAAAUGCAGCAUAUAGGAAGUACACAGAACAGAUUACCAAUGAGAAGCUGGGUAUUUUAAUGGAAACAGAUGUUAAAAAAUUAGAGGAUCGACUUCAGGGUGGUGAAAUAGAAGAGGUGAUUCUUCAGGCUGAAAAGGAACUAAGUCUGGCAGGAAAAAUGAUACAAUGGAAACCAUGGGAACCUUUAGUGGAAGAGCCUUCUGCCAACCAGUGGAAAUGGCCAAUAUAAUGACAUGUGUGUUGAUGAGAAACUGAUGCAAUUAAAUGUUCUGUUAAAUUUAAAAUGUUUCCAU
Messenger RNA from Talpa occidentalis (Iberian mole), 421 nucleotides. RefSeq names its product NADH dehydrogenase [ubiquinone] 1 alpha subcomplex subunit 5-like. The record is from RefSeq and is a predicted model, not a curated record. Gene Ontology annotation, biological process: respiratory electron transport chain. Lineage: Eukaryota; Metazoa; Chordata; Mammalia; Eulipotyphla; Talpidae.